Messenger RNA from Miscanthus lutarioriparius, 795 nucleotides. Lineage: Eukaryota; Viridiplantae; Streptophyta; Magnoliopsida; Poales; Poaceae. The record is from the annotation of a GenBank genome assembly.
AUGCACGCUUGUCCUGUUCCCGCUGCUGGGCUGCUGCUUUGCCCAGCCAUGCUACUUCUCGCUCUGCUAGCCAGUCCCACCACCGCGGUCGCCGUGAACACACUUCGACGCCCUGCGUGGCGGCGUUGUGCGGGAACCUCACCAUCGCCUACCCGUUCUGGCUCGCCGGCACGCAUCGGCCGGAGUGCGGCUACCGGCCCUUCGAGGUCGCCUGCGACAAGGGCAAGGUAUCCCUCCUACUGGAAAUACCAGGUCAUGGAUAUCUUCUAUGAAGACAGAUCGUUCAUAGUCACCAAAGUCAACCUGCAGGAAGACGGUUCUUACUGCGACCACAUGCUCAUCGGCAACACGGCCUCCGACCUGGGCGUUGGACCGUUCAAGAUUAACAACAAAAACGAGGAGCUGUUCUUCCUCAGAGAUUGCCAAGGGCAGGCGCGGCAGCUGCCUCGUCCUUGCGCGAGAGUGAGCUGUGCGAACCACACCAACUCUUUUGCCUGGCUAGCUGGGAAGUACAGUCCCGAUGACAUUCAGAAGCCUCUGCCGGGUAACUGCACAGUGGCGUUGAUGCCGGUGCUGGGAUACCAGGGGGCGGUAGCGGCCGACUACAACCGCCUAAUCAAGGGUGGGUUUCUCCUAGAGCACAGCUUCACGGCAGAGGACUGCACACCUUGCACGCAGGCCGGCAGCAAGUGCUCCGUCGACACCGGCGAGGAUCUGCUGGUGUGCCAGUGCUCCGACGGCGAGGACUCUUUUAUUUGCGGUGAGUAUAACCUAAAUAUUUAUGCUUAUGCUUGA